This is a messenger RNA of Xylaria bambusicola, 967 nucleotides long. RefSeq lists its product as uncharacterized. NCBI's taxonomy places the organism in Eukaryota, Fungi, Ascomycota, Sordariomycetes, Xylariales, Xylariaceae. Bases 83 to 763 code for a protein of 226 amino acids. The record is from RefSeq and is a predicted model, not a curated record. The transcript has a single exon.
GUAAGAAUCAUUUCCCGAGUAGAAUUUUGUCUAGGGAAUUCGCGAUACACUGGGCUCUGAAGUAUAGAGUUGCAGUCAACAUAUGAACCGUAAGCCACUGUGCGACGUCUUGUUGCAAGCGUUCCUGAUUGGCGUGCACCCGCUGCUGCCUCUAGUUGACGUCCAGGCGCUGCGUGCCCGUUAUGACGACUUCUGGAGCCAGUGUAGCCAGGAGCGGUCGCUGGUCCGUGGUGAAUACGACUUUACGCUCUUUUCAUUCCUGGGUCUCCUAUGGGCCGUCUUGUACUGCGGCGCCGUGACUGCCCCUAGAUCUGUCCGGGACGAGACCUCUUCCCUCCGCGCUCCCUUCCCCGAGGCCUUUCUGGCCCACCUUAAGUCCAAAAUGGAUGAGACGCUGUCAUUAUCGUGUUAUCAUGAGGUGGCGACCCUUGAUGGGCUCGUUGCUUCGGUCCUCGUCUUUGAGUGCGACCCUGAUAUGGAUGGAAUUAUAGGCGGGCCAUCAGGUCUUUCACGAUUGGUCCAAGCAGCAAAGACCCUGGGGAUUGACUGCGAGAGAUCUUGGAAUAGGGGCGGCAAGAGCGAUGUGGAACAUGAUAUGGGUCGACGGGUAUGGAAACAUAUUGUACACCUCCAGAUAAUGAGUGCCUUUACAUCGGGAGGGCCGUUGCCAUCACAGCUCGGCAAAAUAGAGACAGAUGAAGGUGACAACAGCGAGGUACUCGACGACAUGACUUCGACGGCUCUUAUUCUCGCCGCAGGGUGAUACGAGACGGCCGGUGCUUUACGACAUGUGGUGGAGAAGUGUUCAGAUACUCAGAAUGGAAUGGCGACGGAGACGUCCGAGACACUCGAUCGAUACAUCGCACAGUUUCAUGACAAGCUCGAUGACAUGAUAUCCCGGCUAUCGGCGAGCGGUCUCCCGGAGCAUGGCCAGAUCCCAUCGCAGUUAUUCGAAGCGAGCGCUCCA